Messenger RNA from Danio rerio (zebrafish), 3913 nucleotides. The record is from RefSeq and is a predicted model, not a curated record. Lineage: Eukaryota; Metazoa; Chordata; Actinopteri; Cypriniformes; Danionidae.
UCCUGUGUGUUUGUGAGGUGUGUGAAGUGCAGCUGCUGAACCACUGAACGAGACCUGCGCACACCUCACACACAGUCCCAGGACUUUCCCACACUUUUAUUUCAUUUUUUCUGUAUUUUUUCAUAUGCCCUCAGGACUGUUAAAGGGUACUGUAACCCAAGACCAUCAGGACAAGUUGAUCAUAUAAACAUUUACUUCCUAAACACAUAACUCUAGGAAGAGGGUUGGAGAGCAUGAGUUAAGAUGAAAAUGAAGCUGCUGUUAUUAUCAGCUCUACUUGGAUUUGUCUUUUAUGUUGGAGCGAAAACAGACAGUAAUCCAUGCAUUUCUGCAAAUGCCAAAACCUGUGGAGAGUGUAUUCAGAUCGGCCCACAGUGUGUGUGGUGCAAAGAUCCUGAUUUCAAACCUUCACGCUGUGAUGACAUUGAGUCCAUGGCGAAAGCUGGCUGCACUGCAGACGGUGUAGAAAACCCUAGAGGAGCGGUCACUAUUGACAAGAACAAACCCGUCACAAACCGUAAAACUGAUGGAGGACAGAAUCUGAGGCCCGAUGAAAUCACACAGAUUCAGCCACAGAAAGUCACGCUGAACCUUCGCUCAGGAGAAGCACAGAAGUUUACUCUCAAGUUUAAGAGGGCAGAGGAUUAUCCUAUCGAUCUGUACUUCCUGAUGGACCUCAGUCACUCUAUGGUGAGCAAUCUGGAAAAUGUUAAAAAGCUGGGAACCGAACUCGCCAAUGAGAUGAAGGACAUCACGAAAGACCUGCAUAUAGGUUUUGGUUCAUUCUUGGAGAAGCUGGUUAUGCCUUACAUUCUGAUGACGCCAAAGUAUCUGAAAAACCCCUGUUUUCCAAGCGACUGCACUGCGCCCUUCAGCUACAAAAACGUCCUGAGCUUGACAGACAAUCAUGGAUUGUUUACCCAAGAAGUCAGCAAGCAGAAAACCUCUGGAAACCUGGACGCUCCGGAGGCCGGAUUUGAUGCAAUCAUGCAGGCUGCUGUCUGCACGGACGUGAUUGGCUGGAGGAAUGUCACUCGUCUCCUUGUGUUUUCCACGGAUGCUGGAUUUCAUUUGGCUGGAGAUGGAAAGCUUGGUGGCAUCGUUCGUCCUAAUGAUGGGAAAUGCCAUCUUGACAAUAAUAUGUACACCAUGAGCAACUACUUUGACUACCCCACCAUCUCUCAGCUGGUAGACACACUGAGUGGCAACAAUAUUCAGACUAUCUUUGCUGUGACUGAAGAAAUCCGGGAGAUUUAUCAGGAGCUGUCUGCCCUUAUCCCAAAAUCAGCUGUGGGGAUACUGUCUACCAGCUCUUCCAAUGUCAUCAAGCUCAUCAUCGAUGCUUAUAAUUCUCUGUCCUCUGAGGUGAUUCUGGAGAACAGCAAGCUACCUGAUGGUGUGUCCAUCUCUUACGUCUCCCACUGCAAGAACGGAGUGAGUGGAACAGGAGAUAAUGGGAGAAAGUGCUCCAACAUCUCCAUUGGGGACGAGGUGUUGUUUGAUAUAGAAAUCACGGCUAAAGGCUGUCCGUCUAAAGGUAAACCAGAGACCAUAAAGAUCAAGCCGCUGGGGUUCAGCGAGGAGGUGGAGAUCCUCCUCAACUACAUCUGUGAAUGUGAGUGUCACAAAGACGGGAUCAAAAAUAGUCCCAAGUGUAGCGGAGGACAGGGAACGCUGGAGUGUGGAGUCUGCAGGUGUAAUGAAGGUCGAUUAGGCAGAUUAUGUGAGUGUAGCCAUGAUGAGGUGCUGGCGGAUGAUCUGGAUGCAAACUGCCGUAUGAAUAAUGGCACAGAAGUCUGCAGCAACAAUGGAGAAUGUGUCUGUGGAACCUGUGAAUGUAAGAAAAGAGACAACCCAGAGGAGAGAUACAGCGGAGAGUUCUGCGAGUGCGACAACUUCAGCUGCGACCGCUCAAACAACAAGCUCUGUGGAGGUCAUGGCCGAUGCGAAUGUAAGAAGUGUAUCUGUGAUGCUAACUACACCGGCAGUGCUUGUGACUGCCCUCUCGACACCGCAACUUGUCUGGCCAGUACCAAUGAGAUCUGCAAUGGUCGUGGCAAAUGCGAAUGUGGCGUGUGUAAAUGUGAUGAGAAUUAUGAGGGUCCGACUUGUGAAAUCUGCCCAACCUGCCCAAGAAUUUGCACCGAACGCAAGGAUUGUGUGGAGUGCAGACAUUUUGGUACAGGCAGCAAGCAAAAGACAUGUGAGGAGGACUGCAAAUCUUACAGCAUAAAGAAGGUGAAGACUAAGGAGGAUCUUCCUCCGCCUAACAUUAAUCACUGCAAAGAGCGAGAUGUUGAUGACUGCUGGAUCUUUUUUACUUCUUCUAUCGAGAAAGAUGGCAGCAUUCAGGUCUAUGUGGCUGAAAACAGGGAGUGUCCCUCUGGCCCUGACAUCAUCCCCAUUGUAGCAGGUGUGGUUGCAGGAAUCGUACUGAUUGGCUUAGCCCUUCUGCUCAUCUGGAAGCUGCUCAUGGUAAUUCAUGACCGCAGAGAGUUUGACAAAUUUGAGAAAGAGAAAAAUAAUGCCAAGUGGGAUACGGGCGAGAACCCCAUCUACAAGAGCGCUGUAACAACUGUGGUGAAUCCCAGAUAUGAGGGAAAGUGAUGGGUCUUCAGGAUAACUAACGGGAAUUGUUCGCAACAAAUACGAGUAGGGUCUGUCAAAACGAGCGUAACAUGAAGGGGGUGUAGUAGAGGCAUAACUUGAAGUUACAGUAUCAAGACCCACAUGUCAAAACUAUGUUGUCAGGAAAAUGGCACUGAACCCAUCAAAAUUAUUAAUGUCUACACCUUCCCCAACUCUAAACCCAACCGUCACAGUUAUUAACACUUACACCUUUCCCAACUCUAAACACAACCAUCACAGUUAUUAAUGCUUACACCUUCCCCAACCCUAAACCCAAUUGUCACAGAUAUUAACAACUACACCUUCCCCAAUCUUAAACCCAACCGUCACAAUUUUUAACGUCUACUCCUUCCCCAACCAUCACAGUUAUUAACGUCUAGACCUUCCUUAACCCUAAACACAACAAUCACCGUUAUUGACGUCUACACAUGCUCCACUAUGCACGUACAGCUGUAAGUUGCGUAGGCUUUUAUACAUGACAUGCUCAGUAUUGUACUCUUAAUUGCAACCGCAAGGGGCGACGCUGAGUUGGCUAACUUUCAUGACAAAACAAACAAAGAAGUCAGCGAGUGGAGUUGCAAAAUGAAUUAAUAUAAUAAUGUAAUUUGGAGAAAAUGCAUGAAAACAUUUGCUGAAAAUGUUCUCUGGGAAGUAUUUUCAACAUCUUGCCAACAACAUCUUGUUGUGACAUCUUGCAUAGUUCAAUGGGAUCUGGAUAACUGGAAGUUACGCCUCUACUACAAGUUAUGCCCCUGUCAUGUUACACUACUGUCUUGCAGUGCGUAGACAGAUACACUUGACAAAUAGAGCACCACAAACUGUAUUUAAAGGCAUAGUUCACACAAAAAAUUUAAAUUGUCAUCAUUUACCCACUUAUGACCAACUAGUUUUGGGCUACAUUUACAUGACAGUAGCUACGUUUCCAUCCACCUAUUGUUAUGCUCAUUUCAGAUACGCGCAUAAAAAAAUCAGUUGAUGGAAAUGCCAAGAUGCACAUAAAUUUUGAAAAUGCGCAUAAAAAACGCAUGCGCAUAACUGAGUAGGAUAAACUUUUAUUUGAUAAGAAAAGAUGCGCAUAAACUACGAUGGAAACAAUUUUACCGAACAAAUUCCAGUAUGUGCAUUAAAACAGUCAUGUGAUUAUUGUUAUAAGAGAUCAUGUGAUGAUAAAAAUGUGUUUAAAUGGACAAAUCAGCAGGCUUCAAACGCCAUCACGUGUUCAUUGCGUGUCGACAUCGUCUUCUAAGGCGCAAGUCAUUUAUUAAAUAAAGAAAAGAUUCACGCA